AUGGUAGCAGCAGCCCAAUAUCAACCCUUGAAAUGCGGGGUCGGCGACCUUCCAGAAUCUCGUUACCAACGGCUGCGAGCUGUGAUAUCUAACCUCUGCGACCAAUUCAGACUCUAUUCCCCCCCGACGGUGUCCCAACACCCACUUGUCGUAUUUAUAGCAACUUCUAUAUUCUGGAUGAUCGUGCUGUUAGUCUCGCAUGUCGAUCCUGACAAAGCGUCCUCACGAACGCAUCGCAAACUUCCCUAUGAGUAUGGGACUUUUACAGACCGGUCCCGUCUUGUUACCUGCGGCAGUAGCAUCGAAGAUGCUAUUGAUGGAAAAUGCUAUUACGACAUCUUGAGCAACCAUUGGAUGCCAAGUCCAUGCAUGGACCAAGCGUCCGUGGAAGAGUAUCAAAAGGAUGGCUCAUGGUUCGGCUUUGCGGACGAGAAUAGAACGCAAAUGUUGACAGUCAUGGAAAUGUCCGAGCUCGAAUUUUAUUACACGUCGGAAAGAGACCACAUUGUUCAUUGUGCUAUGUUAUGGAGGAAGCAGUUCAGAGCCUUUGCGGAAGAGCGACCUAACAUUGACACGCUUAUCGCCAGCAAGGAGCAUACCGAUCAUUGCUCACAAUUCCUCAUCAACAUGACUGAUCGGGGACCAGAUUACUGGAACAUGCCUAUAAAAACACAUGUUGGUUUCGGCGGAUGUUGGAUCAAGGAACAGUGA
Molecule: messenger RNA, 711 nt
Organism: Trichoderma gamsii
Lineage: Eukaryota; Fungi; Ascomycota; Sordariomycetes; Hypocreales; Hypocreaceae
Exons: 1
Coding region: 1-711 (236 amino acids)
Source: RefSeq, a predicted model, not a curated record